UCAUUUAAUUUGUAGUCCCCAUUUGGUGUUAGCCCGAAAAUUAAUUAAAAAAAAGCAUUUACCACUUCACCGUUACAACACGAUUCUUGAAACAAGUUGAAAAGUUUAGUAUACAUCCAAACUUAAGGAAAAUGUCCAAUUCCACUGCUAACAACCCAAAUGCCAUCACGCAACAGAAGUUGGACAAAUGGCGUAAGGACUUUUACAGCGAACCGAAGAACAUUCUUGCACAGAAUGUCUGCUCGCGUGUGGACCCAUUUGAUGUUUGCUUGUCGCGCAAAUCGCUCGAAAACACCAAUCAUGUAUUUACUUAUAAGGUGGAAAGCGAGGGAAAACCCGUUACUAAUCAAAAAAGUUCCGGCCGUUGUUGGCUUUUUGCUGCGCUCAACUGCAUACGCCUGCCAUUUAUGAAGAGUUUAAAUAUGGAUGAAUUUGAAUUUUCUCAGGGCUACCUAUUCUAUUGGGAUAAAAUUGAGCGUUGCAAUUACUUCCUCAAUAAUAUUGUAAAGACAGCGAAACGCAAUGAGGUCGUGGAUGGGCGCUUGGUGUCAUUCCUAUUAAACGACCCAACAUCCGAUGGCGGCCAAUGGGAUAUGUUAGUUAAUUUAAUUACCAAACAUGGUUUAAUGCCAAAGAAAUGUUUCCCAGAGACUUACAGUUGUGAGGCGAGCAUGCGCAUGAAUGCCAUAUUGAAAAGCAAGCUGCGUGAAUAUGCUAAAGUAUUACGUGAUCUUUUGGAUAAAUCACCUACCGACGACGAGGUUUCGCAAAAGAUUGAUGAAAUGAUGGGUAGUAUCUAUAAGAUAGUUGGCAUCUGCUUGGGCAUUCCCUCCGAACGUUUCACCUGGGAGUAUUAUGACAAAUCCAAAGCAUAUAAAUCGAUUGGACCGAUAACGCCGUUGGAGUUCUACGAAAAUCAUGUAAAACCAAUAUUUAAUGUGGAAGAUAAGGUAUGUUUAGUAAAUGAUCCACGCCCAUCUAGUAUGUACGAUCAAACAUACACAGUUGAUUGCCUCGGCAAUGUCGUGGGUGGCCGCCCAGUGCUUUACAAUAAUCAACCGGUCGAGAAAUUACUGCAGUUGGUUGCUGCAAGCUUAAAAGCCGGUGAAGCCGUUUGGUUUGGUUGUGAAGUCAGUAAACGCUUUGCAUCAAAGCAGGGCAUAGAAGAUUUGAGUGUACACGACUUCAAGUUAGUGUUUGAUGUUGACAUUCAGACGCCAUUGUCCAAGGCGGAUCGCCUUAUUUUCGGUGAAUCAGCCAUGACGCAUGCCAUGUUAUUCACCGCCGUUUCUCUGGAUGCAAAUGGCGAUGUUACUAAAUUGCGCGUUGAAAAUUCUUGGGGUGAAGACCGUGGUGAAAAAGGUUAUCUAGUUAUGACUGCCGAAUGGUUCAAGGAAUUCGGUUUUGAAGUUGUGAUCGACAAAUCUUUUGUGCCGCCCGAAAUUUUGCAAGUUUUCGAUAUGGAUCCAAUUGUGCUUCCAGCUUGGGACCCAAUGGGUACCUUGGCCUAAUCUGCAUAAACCUGAUAAAAAUACGUAAUCCACUUUUUUUACAAACAUAUACAUUAAUACAUACAUGUAUACAUAAAUACAUACAUAUAUAUUAAAUAGUUUGUAUACAAUCCUCAAAUAAUGCAAAAUAAAUAGUAUCGGUUUAACAAGAAAAACUAUCAUAAAACAUA
Molecule: messenger RNA, 1681 nt
Organism: Rhagoletis zephyria (snowberry fruit fly)
Lineage: Eukaryota; Metazoa; Arthropoda; Insecta; Diptera; Tephritidae
Product: bleomycin hydrolase
Biological process (GO): response to toxic substance; L-homocysteine catabolic process; proteolysis
Cellular component (GO): cytoplasm
Molecular function (GO): cysteine-type aminopeptidase activity
Source: RefSeq, a predicted model, not a curated record